Messenger RNA from Perognathus longimembris pacificus (Pacific pocket mouse), 1699 nucleotides. RefSeq names its product GRB2 related adaptor protein (gene Grap). Lineage: Eukaryota; Metazoa; Chordata; Mammalia; Rodentia; Heteromyidae. The transcript has 5 exons. The record is from RefSeq and is a predicted model, not a curated record. Gene Ontology annotation, molecular function: protein binding. Bases 82 to 735 code for a protein of 217 amino acids.
AAACAUACUCAAAACAAAGGAGGAGCCCCCACUGCAGAGGAAACAGGAAGCUGUCCGCAGAGGACAGCCUGGGACGGUGGCAUGGAGUCCGUGGCCCUGUACAGCUUCCAAGCCUCGGAGAGCGAUGAGCUGGCCUUCAACAAGGGAGACACACUCAAGAUCUUAAACAUGGAGGAUGACCAGAAUUGGUACAAGGCUGAGCUCCGAGGGGCUGAGGGCUUCGUUCCCAAGAACUACAUCCGUGUCAAGCCCCACCCGUGGUACUCGGGCCGGAUCUCUCGGCAGCUGGCUGAAGAGAUCCUGAUGCAGAGGAAGCAGCUGGGGGCCUUCCUGAUCCGAGAGAGCGAGAGCUCCCCUGGCGAGUUCUCCGUGUCUGUGAACUAUGGGGACCAGGUGCAGCACUUCAAGGUGCUGCGUGAGGCCUCAGGAAAGUACUUCCUGUGGGAAGAGAAGUUCAACUCACUGAAUGAGCUGGUCGACUUCUACCGUACCACCACUAUCGCCAAGAGACGGCAGAUCUUCCUGCGGGACCAGGAGCCCAUGCUCAAGCCGCCCCGGACCUCCUUCGCCCAGGCCCAGUUCGACUUCUCUGCUCAGGACCCUUCCCAACUCAGCUUCCGCCGCGGCGACAUCAUCGAGGUUCUGGAGCGGCCGGACCCCCACUGGUGGCGGGGCCGCGCAGGCGGGUGUGAGGGCUUCUUCCCGCGCAGCUACGUGCAGCCCGUGCACCUGUGAGGCCCGCCCCAGGCCACCGGGGUCCCAGCACAUCCUCAGACUGAACGGGAGCUCCUGCCUGCCUGGGCUGCUUCCCGCCACAGCCACAGGGCCCAGGGCCCCGCAGCCGCCACUAGGUUCAGCGACCACGUGGCCACGGAGCGCCUAGGGCUUCCUGCCUGGACACUUCCCAUUGGACGCUGGCUUGCGACAGAUGGGGCGGGUUUUCGGAAGCCCCGCCCCCACCACAGCCAGUGGCUCCAUCCACCUAGGUGUGAGGACUCCUAGCUGGCUGGGCCUGAGGGCCCUGGAUUUACAGCUUUCUGCAUUCCCACGACUUUGGGCUCCACCUGGGUAUCUGGCACCCACAACUCCCACAGAUGCCUUGGGAUGGGGGUCCAGAGGCCCUGAGCCUUAGAAGAAGAGAUAAGUGGUGGUCCCUGCUUAGGAUAUCGGGCUCUGGACCAGCCAUGUGGGAGAUCAGGCUGCACUCACUUUCUUAGUUGGGGUUCUCUGCUUAGACCAGCCCACAGAGGGCUUUCAAGGAGGAAGACAGUCUGAGGGCCAGAUAGGAAAUUGGGACUGGGCUGAGUUUUGGAGGCUCACUGGGACCAACGGGACAGGAAGUCUAGGUAGGGGCCCAGCCUGAGCCAAGGCAGGAAAUCCAAGGGAACAUAUAGGCAGCAAGGGAUUCCGAGAGACCCAGUCCCUGCCCAGAGCCUGGGCCCCUUUGGAAGCAGGAAAAUGGAAGUAGACAAGGGAAAGCCUUGAAUACCAGGCUGAAGGUGGACAGAUGUGAGCAGGAGGAAGGGAGAGGCAAGAUGGAAGGAGGAAAGCCCAGGAGAUGGCUGAAAUGCCUUGAUUAUAGAAAUGUGCUGUUCGCCCUUGGUCCAGGAUGAGGCCCAAGACUCUAAUUCCUGAGCCCUAGAAGGUUCCCACUGCUUCUGCCCUUGUAUUCAAAAUAAAAACUGUGAAACUGCUGGAU